This is a messenger RNA of Dufourea novaeangliae, 3918 nucleotides long. RefSeq names its product protein retinal degeneration B (gene rdgB). Gene Ontology annotation, molecular function: phosphatidylinositol transfer activity; phosphatidylcholine intramembrane carrier activity; phosphatidylcholine binding. Gene Ontology annotation, cellular component: cytoplasm. Lineage: Eukaryota; Metazoa; Arthropoda; Insecta; Hymenoptera; Halictidae. The transcript has 21 exons. Gene Ontology annotation, biological process: phospholipid transport. The record is from RefSeq and is a predicted model, not a curated record. The coding region runs from base 135 to 3905 and encodes 1256 amino acids.
ACUGGUUGAAUCCUGACGGUGAUUCGUAUCGUACCUAUGGUAUCAUGAAGUUGCAUCGUAAAACGGAAACGAGAACCUGGGAGCGACAAGCACUUUUUCCUGAAGCAGAUAGAAGAUAGGAUAGGAACCGCAAAAUGUUGAUAAAGGAGUAUCGAAUACCGCUGCCUCUCACUGUAGAGGAAUACAGAAUCGCUCAGCUAUAUAUGAUAGCGAAAAAGUCUCGCGAAGAGAGUCAAGGAGCAGGCAGCGGUGUCGAGAUCAUAGUAAAUGAACCUUACAGCAACGGUCCAGGGGGAAACGGACAGUACACACACAAGAUUUACCAUGUGGGCAGUCAUCUGCCGGAAUGGUUCAAGAGUUUGCUACCCAGGUCGGCGUUGAUCGCCAAAGAAGAAGCAUGGAACUCCUAUCCCUACCCGAAGACCCGUAUUGAGAUAGAAACGUACUAUUUUCCUGACAACGGAUAUCAGGAGAAUGUGUUCAAACUCAGUGGUAGCGAUCUGAGAAAUCGAAUCGUUGACGUAAUCGAUAUCGUCAAGGAUCAAUACGUUGGUGACUACGUGAAGGAGGAGGACCCGAAGUUGUACGUGUCUCAGAAAACUGGUAGAGGACCGCUUACAGAAUCAUGGCUGGAAGACUAUUGGGCAGACGUGAAAGGAAAACAACAGCCAACGCCGUCCGGAAAAUCUUUAAUGUGCGCCUACAAGCUUUGUCGCGUAGAGUUUCGCUAUUGGGGCGUGCAAACAAAGUUAGAAAAAUUUCUACACGAUAUAGCGUUACGGAAAACCAUGGUACGAGCCCACAAGCAAGCGUGGGCCUGGCAAGACGAAUGGAAUGGUUUAACUAUGGAGGAUAUCCGAGAAAUCGAGAAGCAAACUCAAGUGGCACUGCAGAAAAGAAUGGGUGCUGUCGAAGGCGGCGAGGACACAACCGAUGAGAACCAAGAGAACGCUACGAAUGCCACUCCACAAGAUUCAGAUGUCGCCGCUACUUUGGCUGCUACCCUUGGAAGUAUCGAGAAGAAUGAAGAUCUUCAGAGUCCACCGAGCGUUCGAAAAUCUUCUGACAUACCUAUGUCGAACACAGCUGGCAGUUCCGAGGGUGAACCCAGCCCUGAAGACUCUCCCACCGAAGUACCUGAACUUAGAAGCGCUCCUGCUGAGGACAAAGGGGACCCUAGGAGAGGAUGGAAAAAAAACAAGACGAUGGUGCAUUCGCCAUGCUCGAAUAAGAGUUUCGACAUGCAGAUAGCGAACUGGCGGAUGGAGAGUAUCGUGAGGGAAUCCGAGUCUGGCAGCGAAGAGGAAUUUUUCGAUUGUCAAGCUGGGUUCGUUAUACCUAUUAUACAUGCAGAGGACUUUGGAGAUAACUCUUCAUUAGCUAAAUGGAGUUCUUUGGAUCUUCUAGCAGAAGAGGAGGACAGUACGGUCGUUUCGCCCACGUCAGCAGAUAAAGAAGAUGAUACAAUAUUCUCACCGUCUUACCUCCACCGAAUGGCUUGUGAACGUAGCAGUAAAAGACUGCAAAUCUCUGCGUCGGCUAGCAUCGACGUCUCGUGUCCAGCUUCGCCUCAACAUUCCCCGACUCAUCAACCAUGCAAAACUACCGUGCUUCUUAUUGUGAUGCAUGCUGGAAGCGUAUUAGACGCUAAUGUAGACUUAACUGCAAAAAAAUCGGACAUCACAACUUUCAAAGGCGCCUUUGAAUCAGUCAUGAGACAACACUACCCCAGUAUGGUUGGUCAUGUCGCUAUUAGGUUUGUUUCCUGCCCUUCAAUCUGCACCGAAGGUCUUGGUAUUUUAUCGAGUCUAAGUCCAUACAGCUUUGACGUAUCACCUUCCUCUGUGAAUGCACCUCCUGUGACCCAUGACACAAUACCAAUUGGUGCAAUACCACUGCUUGCUAGCUCUACGACGGAAUAUCAGGACGCAGUGUCACGAAUUAUAACCGGAGCCAAUCAAGUUUACAAUGAGUUCAUAAGAAGCGAGGAGGGCCGUGGGUUCACGGGACAGAUUUGUUUCAUCGGAGACUCAGUAGGAGCGAUUUUAACUUAUGACGCCUUAUGUAGAUCAACUCACUCUAGACACAAUAGCGAAAACAAUAUCUUGGACGGUCAAGCGACUGAAAACAGUGAUUGUGGAAGACACUUGACUGCACCUUCUCCCAGAAGAAAAUCUUCUAGUAUAAGCGAUUUUCAACAUUCUAAACUGGACUUUGAAGUAGGAGACUUUUUCAUGUUUGGUAGUCCACUUGCUUUAGUUCUGGCAUAUAGGAAAAUUUCCACAAGCAGUGAUAAAAAUAGUAAUAUAAACAGGCCGUUGGUGAAUCAGGUGUACAACUUAUUCCAUCCUACUGAUCCUGUAGCUGCUAGACUAGAGCCACUGAUCUCUGCAAGGUUUUCUCUCAUUCCACCAGUUAAUGUGGCUCGGUAUCAAAAGUACCCCCUUGGGAAUGGUCAGCCUUACCACUUAUUGGAGACAAUCCAAUCGAAUCCACAGUUAUUCACGGAUGGUCUUAACAUUCCAAAUAUGUCCAUGUCGCAUAUAAGAAGGCUAUCCGAUAUAUCGAUUCACAGUACCAUGUCCGGUAUGGUUGAAAAUGUUCCUUUACAAGUAGUAUCUAAUUUAACGCAAAAAUGGUGGGGUGCAAAGAGACUGGAUUAUGCGCUUUACUGUCCAGAGGGUUUAGCGAAUUUUCCUAUGAAUGCUUUACCUCAUCUCUUCCAUGCUAGUUACUGGGAAUCUUAUGAUGUCAUCGCGUUCAUUUUGCGACAGUUAGGCAGAUUCGAUUUACCAAUACUCACUAACGAAGAGAAAGAAUUAUCUUGCUUCCGUCCAGGUCAGCCCAGAGAAAAGUGGAACAAGAAACGUACCUCCGUUAAACUGAAAAAUGUUGCUGCCAAUCAUAGAGCAAAUGAUGUAAUUGUUAAAGAAGGAUCAUCUCAAGUGUUGAUUGCUAGAUUUAUGUAUAGUCCAAUAGAUGUUAUUGCUUUGACAGGCGAAAAAGUGGACAUCCAUAUCAUGAAGGAUGCUCCUGCAGGAGAAUGGACGUACUUAUCGACAGAAGUAACUGAUAAAACUGGUAGAAUAACAUAUAAAAUACCCGAUGACAAAGCACUGGGCUAUGGAAUUUAUCCCAUUAAAAUGAUUGUCAGAGGUGACCAUACAUCCGUUGACUUUUUCUUGGCUGUGAUUCCACCAAAAACAGAGUGUGUGGUUUUCAGCAUAGACGGUUCGUUUACCGCUAGUAUGUCGGUUAGCGGCAAAGAUCCGAAAGUGAGAGCGGGAGCUGUUGAUGUAGUCAGGCACUGGCAAGAAUUGGGUUACUUAAUUAUUUAUAUUACCGCGAGACCUGACAUGCAACAGCAGAAGGUUGUUUCCUGGUUGUCACAACACAAUUUUCCUCACGGUCUUGUAUCCUUCGCGGAUGGUCUUUCGACGGAUCCAUUGGGUCAUAAAGCUGCGUACUUAAACAGACUCGUGCAGGAACAUGGUGUAAUAAUUCAUCACGCAUACGGCAGUAGCAAAGACAUUAGCGUCUACACUGCGAUUAAUCUUAAGCCCAGUGAAAUUUUCAUCAUUGGCAAAGUACCAAAGAAGCAUCACGUUCUCGCUACGAUUCUUCAUGACGGCUAUGCCGCUCAUUUGACUAUGCUACAGGCCUAUGGAGGCUCGAGGCCCGCACAGGGUAACGCUCGCAUGGUGAUCCCAAGAGGUCAGUUCGGUUUACCCGGACAAAAUGCCUCUCUACGACGAAGAAGUUCUUUCAGAUUGGCCAAGCGUGCAAUAUCUCAACCCAUACCGAGCAAAAUGAUGUUGCCUUUGGAACGAUCGACGAGCGUCGGGCCACCGAUGUCACCUCAAACCACUCCAACCAUCAGAUCCACGGCACCGAAGAAACUCUGACGGUUCGCUCGCU